This is a messenger RNA of Hippocampus zosterae (dwarf seahorse), 2506 nucleotides long. Its product is annotated as gamma-aminobutyric acid receptor subunit gamma-3-like. Gene Ontology annotation, molecular function: inhibitory extracellular ligand-gated monoatomic ion channel activity; benzodiazepine receptor activity; GABA-A receptor activity. The coding region runs from base 144 to 1622 and encodes 492 amino acids. The transcript is spliced from 12 exons. Gene Ontology annotation, biological process: synaptic transmission, GABAergic; gamma-aminobutyric acid signaling pathway; regulation of postsynaptic membrane potential. Gene Ontology annotation, cellular component: dendrite membrane; neuron projection; synapse. The record is from RefSeq and is a predicted model, not a curated record. NCBI's taxonomy places the organism in Eukaryota, Metazoa, Chordata, Actinopteri, Syngnathiformes, Syngnathidae.
CAUCAGCGCCAGAAACUCCCUCCCGAAAGUGGCCUACGCUACAGCGAUGGACUGGUUCAUUGCCGUCUGUUACGCUUUUGUCUUCUUGGCCCUCAUCGAAUUUGCCACGGUGAACUAUUUCACCAAGAGGAGUUGGGCAUGGGAUGGCAAGAAAGCUCUGGAAGCACAGCACCCAAAGAAACGAGACCCCAUGGUGCUGUCGAAAAAAUCCAACAACGUUUGCUCAGCAGCCAUCCACUACACGCCGAACCUCACCAAGGACAUCUCAAUCUCCACCAUCUCCAACACAACGCCGAUGCAGCUGCGAGCCUCUGAGCCCAAAUUUGCUGCCACAUGGUGACGACGACGAAGAUCUCCACGAUGCAACUGGUAAUCAAAUGCUGAUGCCCCGGUCGCACCAGGAGGAUGCCACGUUGAUUCUAAACAAUCUACUCAAGGAAUAUGACAGGACACUUCGGCCGGACAUCGGCGUGAAGCCAACAGUCAUUGACGUGGGCAUAUAUGUCAACAGCAUCGGCCCUGUGUCAUCCAUCGACAUGGAGUACCAGAUCGAUAUCAUCUUCGCCCAGACUUGGAUUGAUACGCGCCUACGUUAUAACAGCAGUAGCAUGCGGAUUCUCACUCUCAACAGUAACAUGGUGGGUUUGAUUUGGCUGCCCGACACCAUCUUUAGGAAUUCCAAGACCGCAGACUCUCACUGGAUAACAACACCCAAUCAGCUGCUCCGCAUCCGCAACGAUGGAAAAAUUCUCUAUACGCUGAGGAUGACCAUCAACGCUGAAUGUCAGCUGCAGCUUCAUAAUUUCCCAAUGGACGAGCACUCGUGUCCUCUCGUCUUUUCCAGUUAUGGCUACCCACGAGAUGAAAUUGUGUACAAGUGGAGGCGAAACUCAGUGGAGACCUCGGACCAGAAAUACUGGAGGCUCUACCAAUUUGACUUCAUGGGGCUCCGAAACACAACCGAUGUAUUGACCACGACUGCAGAUUGUCGGAAUGUGGUGUAUCACAACUAUAGACACCUUUUCAGAAGGAUGGGCUACUUCACCAUCCAGACUUAUAUCCCGUGCAUCCUGACUGUGGUCCUGUCCUGGGUCUCUUUCUGGAUCAAGAGUGAUGCCACACCGGCGAGAACAGCUUUGGGCAUUACCACCGUGCUGACCAUGACCACAUUGAGCACAGUGGCCCGGAAUUCGCUGCCUCGAGUCUCCUAUGUGACAGCGAUGGACCUGUUUGUCACCGUCUGCUUCCUGUUUGUCUUUGCCGCCAUGAUCGAGUAUGCCAUGCUCAACUACUGCUCCUCUAGUUUACGCAGACCGCCGGUAAAAAUGCACAAACUGGCAUAUUCGUCCCUCGGCACCGGUCGGCCCCCUCGUCGGCACAUGAUUCCCACAGGCAAUGCUCUCUUCUGGCAGGACUAUGACGAGGACUGCCUGGACCAGUGCCUAGAUGGGAAAGAUUGCAAGAGUUUUUUCUGCUGCUACGAGGAAUGUAAAGAAGGCGGCUGGAAGAAAGGUCGCAUCCAUGUCAACAUUCGUGAACUGGAUUCCUACUCGCGGGUAUUCUUCCCGACUUCCUUCUUGCUCUUCAACAUUGUUUACUGGGUCAGCUACCUCUAUCUUUAGUCACACUCUUGCAUUGGAGCUCCUAUGAAGUGGAGAAAGGGCCAUUGUUCUUUUUAGAGUUGAUGAGAAGGAGGGACAAAAACGGGAAUGGACCUGUCCUUUUCAGGACUCGACGCAGACUGUAGACAUCUAUCUGGGUGGCAACGCGGUAUUUUGGGCCACACCGUGGCAGAGCACCCAUAGUGCCUUCUUCAGAAAAGGGUGCACAAGGCCACCGCAGCAUUGUUGUUUUUAUUAGCUCAUCCAUCACGCCGCCGCAUGCCAAUGGUUUUAUUUAUUUUUUAAUUUCACUCCUUGAUGAAACCAGCAUGGUUCUCGGGACAGGAAAUGCUAAGACGCUCACCAUGCAUUGUGUGGUACUUUACAAGUGCAGUAGUUCUUUAUCAUAACAAAAUGCCACCGAGUUAUUGGUCUUGUUUUCUGAAGACCCUAGCAGACAAUACAAUUUACAUUAAUGGGAUGCACAAGCGCUGCAUAACUACAAAAUGAUCUUUCCUCAAACAGGUAUUUUUUUUAUUAGUCUUAGCAGUGCUAAUGGUAUGAAGUUCCAUCCAUUCAGUUUCACAAGGUAAAUUAUAAACACAUGAGAUUUUUUCCCCCCUUAUAAAAAAUAAAGGGAAUUUGUGUUGCCCUGCCAUUUGUGGGACCCUAAGCUGCCUCUCGUGUUGGGCCAGCAACAGCCGAGGUGCUGUAAAAUAUAUGCGUACUAUAGGUCCAAUGUAGGCCACGAGAGAGCGAGAGAAAGAAAGAGAGAGCAGUGUUGAAAAAUGGAGGAGUCUGGAUGGUUGGGGAUGGACUCAUUCAAACAACAACCACGAUGUAAAAUUGAUGCGACCUAUGAAGACAUACGGACACACGUGAAACCCAGGCUUAGCUUAAAUGUU